AGUACAUAACAGCAGUUCAAUUAAAAUAUGGUGAUUGCUACGAAGUUCAUUUUGGUGCUAAGCGAAUUAUUAUAUUAUUAAGCAGCGAUACAGCUUAUCCUAUUCAUACCUCCUCAGUGGCUCUUAAUUGUAAAUUCCUUUAUCGUGAUUCACCCAAUCCUGACCUAAAUGAAGUUGGUUAUGAGCAGAGUGGAAUAAUUGCUAAUAGAAAUUUAGAUGAAUGGAAAAUUAAUCGAGAAUUCUUUAAAAAAACUGUAAUGUCAAAAAGAUUUUUAAGAAAAUUUACAGGAAAGAUUUAUGAAUGGCUAACGAGGCUUGCUGGGGAUUUAACUGUUUCAACUGCAACUGGAAUAUCGACUUAUUCGAAACUUUCUUAUUUUAAUUCAUUUGGUUAUGAUUACAAUUAUGAUCAUAUUCCAGCUUCAAAGUGGGAACUAUCUUCAAAAGAAAGACGCGCUGAAAUUGAUUCAUUACCUUCGUUACCAUCUGACUUUUUAGCUUUGCUUCUUACCGCAAAUACACCUUGUGGUCAAAAAUGCAUUAUAUCAGUCAUUAAGCCGGUACGUCGUGUAAGCCCAUCAUUUCCUGCACUUCCACAACCAAAUUCUGAACCUGUAGAAAUUGGUGAAUAUCUAAUGAAAAAAGGAUCAACCAUUCUUAUUAAUUAUAAAGGAAUAAAUAUUAAUGAAAACGAUUGGAUUGAUUGA
Messenger RNA from Racocetra persica, 707 nucleotides. NCBI's taxonomy places the organism in Eukaryota, Fungi, Glomeromycota, Glomeromycetes, Diversisporales, Gigasporaceae. The record is from the annotation of a GenBank genome assembly.